AUUUUCUGUGUUCCCAACAGGCAUGGACGGGAAGAAAUGCAGCGUGUGGAUGUUUUUACCGCUCGUGUUCACCCUGUUCACCUCAACGGGCUUAUGGAUAGUGUACUUUAUAGCCGUGGAAGAUAACAAAAUUAUUCCACUAAGCGUGCCAGAUAGGAAACCUGGUUCUAAAAGACCCCCUUAUAUAAGUAUUGCAGGUGAUGCACCUCCUGCAAGCUGUGUCUUUAGCCAAGUCAUGAACAUGGCAGCAUUUCUAGCGCUGGUGGUUUCUGUGCUGCGCUUCAUUCAGCUGAAGCCCAAGGUGCUAAACCCUUGGCUCAACAUCAGCGGCCUCGUGGCCUUGUGCCUGGCCUCCUUUGGCAUGACUCUCCUCGGCAACUUUCAGCUGUCCAAUGAUGAGGAGAUCCACAACGUGGGCACCUCGCUGACCUUCGGCUUCGGCACCUUGGCCUGCUGGAUCCAGUCCGCCCUCACCCUCAAGAUCAACCUGAAGAACGAAGGACGGAAAGUCGGGAUCCCCCGAGUUGCCCUGUCCGCCGGCAUCACCCUCUGCGUGGUGCUCUAUUUCAUCCUGAUGGUGCAGGACAUCCACAUGUACGCCGCGAGGAUCCAGUGGGGCCUGGUCAUGUGCUUCCUCUGCUACUUCGGCACCUUCGCCGUGGAGUUCAGGCACUACAGAUUUGAGAUCGUUUGCUCCGAGUAUCAGGAAAACUUCCUGAGCUUUUCCGAAAGUCUAUCUGAAGCCUCCGAGUACCAGACGGAUCAGGUGUAG
Molecule: messenger RNA, 772 nt
Organism: Nothoprocta perdicaria
Lineage: Eukaryota; Metazoa; Chordata; Aves; Tinamiformes; Tinamidae
Gene: TMEM150C
Product: transmembrane protein 150C
Exons: 7
Coding region: 23-772 (249 amino acids)
Source: RefSeq, a predicted model, not a curated record